AUGGGCGACGUUGGCAGCGGCAUCGGCCGCGGCAGUGGCGGUGGCAGCAUUAGCGACAGAAUCAGCGACAACAUCAGUGGCAGUGGCGGUAACAGCAUCGUAAGCAGCGGCAACGGCAGCAGCAGCGACAGCGUCUGUGGCAAUGGCGGUGUCAGUGUCAGCGUCAACAUUAACUGCAGUGGCGGUGGCAGCAUUAGCGACAGAAUCAGCGACAACAUCAGUGGCAGUGGCGGUAACAGCAUCGUAAGCAGCGGCAACGGCAGCAGCAGCGACAGCGUCUGUGGCAAUGGCGGUGUCAGUGUCAGCGUCAACAUUAACUGCAGUGGCGGUGGCAGCAUUAGCGACAGAAUCAGCGACAACAUCAGUGGCAGUGGCGGUAACAGCAUCGUAAGCAGCGGCAACGGCAGCAGCAGCGACAGCGUCUGUGGCAAUGGCGGUGUCAGUGUCAGCGUCAACAUUAACUGCAGUGGCGGUGGCAGCAUUAGCGACAGAAUCAGCGACAACGUCAGUGGCAGUGGCGGUAACAGCAUCGUAAGCAGCGGCAACGGCAGCAGCAGCGACAGCGUCUGUGGCAAUGGCGGUGUCAGUGUCAGCGUCAACAUCAACUGCAGCGGCGGUGGCAGCAGCGGCAGUGACGGUGAUAGCGUCGUCAGCGGCGGAAGCAUUGCCGGCAGUGGCGGUACCAGUAGUGACGUCUGCGUUAGCGGCAGCGGCCGCAGGAGUGGCGUCAGCAAUAGCGACAGUGGCAGCAGCAGCGUCUGUGGCAAUGGCGGUGUCAGUGUCAGCGUCAACAUCAACUGCAGCGGCCGUGGCAGCAGCGGCAGUGACGGUAACAACAUCGUUAGCGGCGAAAGCAUUGCCGGCAGUGGCGGUACCAGUAAUGGCGUCAAAAUUAGCGCCAGAGGCAGCAGGAGUGGCGUCAGCAAUAGCGACAGUGACAGCAGCGGCGACAGCGUCUAUAGAAAUGACGGUGUCAGUGUCAGCGUCAACAUCAACUGCAGUGGCGGUGGCAGCAAUGACAGUAGCGGUAAUAGCGUCGUCAGCGGCGGAAGCAUUGCCGGCAGUGGCGGUACCAGUAGUGACGUCUGCGUUAGCGGCAGAGGCAGCAGGAGUGGCGUCAGCGAUAGCGACAGUGGCAGCAGCGGCGACAGCGUCUGUGGCAAUGGCUGUGUCAGUGGCGGUGUCAGCAUCAGCUGCAGCGGCGGUGGCAGCAGCGGCAGUGGCGGUAACAGCGUUAACGAUACAGUGGCGAGUUGA
Priapulus caudatus is the source of this 1257-nucleotide messenger RNA. Its product is annotated as loricrin-like. The transcript is spliced from 3 exons. The record is from RefSeq and is a predicted model, not a curated record. NCBI's taxonomy places the organism in Eukaryota, Metazoa, Priapulida, Priapulimorpha, Priapulimorphida, Priapulidae. Bases 1 to 1257 code for a protein of 418 amino acids.